Kockovaella imperatae is the source of this 1748-nucleotide messenger RNA. RefSeq lists its product as hypothetical. Gene Ontology annotation, molecular function: fatty acyl-CoA hydrolase activity. Lineage: Eukaryota; Fungi; Basidiomycota; Tremellomycetes; Tremellales; Cuniculitremaceae. The record is from RefSeq and is a predicted model, not a curated record. The transcript is spliced from 6 exons. Bases 229 to 1617 code for a protein of 462 amino acids.
GUCAUAAGGGAUAGGAUAAUGGGUGAUAGUGUGCGUUGCUUUGUCACAAGUCAACUUCAUCCUGUAUACCAUAUCUGUCCUGGAGGCCGGUAAGGUAUCGGACAGCAGCUCCUGUCUUUGAGCGAGCCCGCCGCCGGCUUCUUGAGUCCUCGUUUUGAACCGAACAUUAUUUUCAUAGAUCCCCUUGUUCUCGUCAAACGCUGUCUAUCUCAAGUUAUAGACUUCAUCAUGUUCAAGUUGAACAGAGGCAAUAGACUCUCCCUUGUGCCUCCUCUCCUGUCCAAACGAUCCCGCUCUAGAUUGUCAAAACCACCUCCCUCCGCCAGAGGUCACAAUACCGAGAGUCAAUCGCGUCCUCAAUCUGUCGUUGUGUCCGCCGACGACGAUAUCAAUGGACUCGUCGACAAGUUCAAGGAUCCCACUUCCCCAUUCUACAUCGCUCCAGGUACAGCCGGACCAGCUCAUGAAAAUGAUCACUCAACGUCGAGGGAUCCAGCAGGCCAGAGGCCGCUGAGUCCCGCCACACCCUUGACUCCCACCCAGGGCCCAGGACCCUCGGGUACUGCUCAGAAGAUCGCUUCGUCUCCCACAGAUCAAAUCCCUCCCCUCCCGUCUCCGUCCGAUACGCCGAAACCUCGUCGUUCCACAUCGGCGGCCUCGUUAACCCAUCGACCUGAACUUGAAGGUCGAGCUCGAGCACCAUCCACUACUUCGCAUUCCAGGACGGAGAGCACAAUUGGUAGACAACGUGGCGCAUCUAUCACCUCCAAAGUCGAGCUUGUUCCCGGUAUGCACUCUCGUAAAGCCUCCGCUAGCUCGCUGCAUCAACGGACCAUAUCGGUAGGCUCGAUGCGAAGUCAAGUGCGGACGCCAGUGGUCGACCCUUCUACUGAAGAGGUAUUGACCUCGCGAGACAAUGGUUCAGAGACCUUGGCCGGGCAUGACAGUGCUGGUCAUCCAUCCCGAGGACCCCGGCCACCCGUCGCCGGCUCUGCAGCCCUCGCAGCGGCAUCGACUGCACGCGAGACGUCAUUCUCAAGUUCUUCAGCUGCUGCAUUCGGUGUAUCGCUCAGUGCUCAAGACAGUCUGGCUGCCAAGACUUCAGCUAAGCAAGCCAAAUCUCGUGAAGCAGCAUUCACCUAUUUCAAAGAGAAUGGGUACGAUGAUAUCGGCGUGUUGGAAUGGCCGGUCGCAUGGGGAGAUUGCGACAUGUUCCAGCACGCCAAUAAUGUCCAAUACAUUCGAUGGUUUGAAUCGUCCCGAAUCAAAUACGGCGAAGCGCUGGCUCCGCUUCUUCCAGAGGGUAUGAUGAAGAACAUGCUGCGAGGCACAGGCAACGGGAUCAUCUUGAAGGAUGUAUCGCUACGAUACCGUAUGCCGGUGACGUAUCCGGAUACACUGCUAAUCGCUUCAAAACCCCAUUCAAUCAAUCAAGAGCGUGGCAGCUACGGCCUAGCGGGUGCAUUCUGGUCAAUGAAGACGGGUGCCCUGGUGGCUACCGGUGACUCGACGAUCGUAUUCUACGACUAUGACCAUUUGAAAAAGGGCUUCAUGCCCGAUACGUUCCGCGAUGUGCUCUUUCAGCGCGCGAAAGGAGAAGGCGACAGGUCGCCGUAGACGGAUACGAUUUGACGCGAAUUUCAUGCUGGACAUGGUUCACGAGUCGGACGACGGCAGUGGCAUUCUCAAUCACGAUGCAUAGAUGCUACAUGGUUCUGACCCCAGUCAAUUGGAUGCCUGACGAUGGC